GUAUUGAGCGAGCAGAGGUAACCAUAGCAAUGAAGGGAUGUGGCACAGACCCCGGCCUAGGUGAGCCACCCGAGCACGUACCCGGGCUCCCUGGCAGGCUUGUCCUGGGGUGGCUACCCCGUGCCCCCCUUGUCACCAUACUCCUUACCGCACUAGGUAGAGUAAAGCUGGCGUCGGUGUGCCCGCCCACGCUCCAGUCACACGACUGUACCCCCUGUUCUCUCCACCCUCACCUACCAGUGCAAAGUGUCCCCAUGCUGCUCUGAUUGGCUGCACAGGGCAAGGGUCAGUGGCGGUUCAGGCCCCUUGUCUUUGAAUCCGCUAGCCCAAGACUCACUCACCUGGUUCUGACAGCUGCUGAGGUGAGCCGGCUGCUCCCUAACACAGAGGCCUAAGGAGAGCCCUUCCUUCUCAGCGCUCAGACAGACUGCCGGGCACCCGGUCUGCUUCUGGAUCAGAUGCCCCAGGUCGUCCAAGCCACCAGCCGGGAAGCUCUCUGCAUCCCCACUGUCCGUCCAGCCACUCAGCCUGUCCUGGGCUGGCCCGUGGUACGACAGGGAGUGCGGUCCAGACUACCUGGUGGAAGCCCAGCGAGUCAGGACGUGGGAGUGGCGCACGCUGACCAGGACUUGCAGAGCUGUGUGGAGUCGCGAGGGGAGAACGGGUGCCAGGUCUGACCCGCCAGCGCCUACGGGCUCAGCGGCCCCAGCCAGGAUUGGGCAGGAUGUCCCAAGAAGAAGGUGGGAGAAACAAGGAGGCGCUUGAAUACCAGGACGUUACAAUAAACACCGUGGCGAAGGCUUCGGACCUGUACACCCAGCUCGAGAAACUUGGGGCUGGGAAGUUCGGGCUGGUUUACAAGCUGCAGGAGAAGGCCACUGGGAAGAUCCGGGCGGGGAAAUACUUCCGGACGCGGACCCCCAAGGAGCAGGAGGCAGCCUGUAGGGAGGUGGAGCUGAUGAAUCUGCUGCAUCACCCCAGGCUGGUGCAGUGCCUUGCGGCCUUCCAGAGCCGGGCGGAGCUGGUGAUGGUGAUGGAAUACGUCGCAGGCGGGGAGCUCUUUGAGAGGAUUGUGGAUGACGACUUCGAGCACACGGAGCCCACCAGCAUUCAGUACAUGAGGCAGAUCCUAGAGGGGAUCCACUACGUCCAUUGCCAGAGCAUCGUCCACCUGGACCUCAAACCCGAGAACAUCGUCUGCGUCAGCACGAGCAGCCACUGGGUCAAAAUCAUCUACUUCGGCCUGGCACGGAGACUGGAUCCAAAGAGCCCCGUGAAGGUGAUGCACGGCACCCCGGAGUUCAUGGCCCCGGAAGUGAUCGCCUUUGAGCCGGUGGGAUUCACCACGGACAUGUGGAGCAUCGGCGUGAUCUGCUACAUCCUGCUGAGUGGGGACUCCCCCUUCCAGGGGAACAGUGACAUGGAGACGCUGCACAACAUCACGGCUGCCCAGUGGGAGUUUGACGAGGAGACCUUCUCAGAGAUCUCCCAGGAGGCCAAGGACUUCAUCAGCCAGCUACUGCAGAAAGACAGCAGCUGCCGGCUGCCCAGCGACCAGGCCCUCGCGCACCCCUGGCUGCAGAAGACUGAGCAGAGCGAGACGAAGGUUCUGUCCAAGGAGAGGAUGAGGCGAUUCCUGGCCCGCCAGAAGUGGCAGAAAACAGGCAACGCCGUGGUGGCCCUGCGGAGAAUGUCCCGGCUGGCCCAAAAGCUGGAUGAUGCGGUGACCACCCCCAGUGCCCAGGAGAAGGGAGGUUUUCCCCACCUGGAGGUGACGUGGUUCUGGAACGAUGCCCCUCUCCAGGAACGUCCUCGGCUCCCCAUAGAUGAGGAGGAGAAUGGAAGCUGCUCCCUUGCCAUUGCGAGGCUCUCGGUGGAGGACACGGGGCACUACGUGUGCAGGGCCACCAGUGCCGUAGGGGAGGCGGAAUGCGGUGCCAGGCUGAUGGUACAGAGAGGCAGCAACACGCAGACGCCAAAUGCAGAGGAGGGCCCUGGAACUGACCAGCCGUGAGAGCCGCAGGCCAUGGGCUCUCUGCCCGGCAUUGGCGGCAUGGCCUGCAGGAGGUGCUCUGCUUCCAGUCCGGCUCUUUCCCUCAUCCAUCGUUAUUUUUAACUCCAUCGCUGGGCUCCGGGAGUGAACCUUGCUGCGCUCUGCUUCCCACUGUGCCGGGACGUGGCAGGCAGCCACAGAGUGGGCAAGAAGGGCCCAAUCCUGCAGGCCCCAAACAGGCAAAUCCCCAGUCAAUCCAUUUCCCAGUGCAGGGAGUCUGUCCUGUGAGGAUCGAGCCUAGGCCAGCCUCUCUGCUUCCACCUCCCCUCUGCCAGGCUGGGCCCUCGUGGCCCAGCUACAGGGCAGCACAGGGCGGGAGGGUGGAUUUCCCUUAACUCUGCAACCUCUCUGAGCCAGGGGCAAGGCUGGUCCCGCUGCCCCACCGAACAUGGGGCAAAGUACAAAGCCAAGGGGCAGGUUGCUCCCGCCCCCCAAUGGUGGUAAACUCAGCUGUAAAUCUCAUUAAAUCCCAAUAUCCUGGCUUCAGCCAGCGUA
Chrysemys picta bellii (western painted turtle) is the source of this 2548-nucleotide messenger RNA. Lineage: Eukaryota; Metazoa; Chordata; Testudines; Emydidae. The record is from RefSeq and is a predicted model, not a curated record.